ACAAUUUGAAGUGUUUUACAAUAAAAUUUGCCAUAAAUUCUUCAAUUUAUCGAUAAGUUUCAGAUAAGUUUGAGAUAAGUUCGAGUUUAUAAGAAAUCUUAUCGCAUCCUACUUCAGCGCGCUUCAGUUCAGUUCAGUUCAGUGUUCAAUGCGUUUUGUUACUAAUUACGGGCAAAAAAACACCUAUGAAUGUUAAUCUUUAUUUAUUUAUAAAUUAUUUGUUUCAAAAGCGUCUAGUUGUUGUUGUUGUAGCUAUCGCUAAUAUAGCUGUUAUUGUUAAUACUUAAUGGUACAAAUGUUUUUGUUUUAUUAACUGAUAUUUCAAGUGCUGUUCGAUAUUUCGAAUUGACUCAAUAUCCGCCGCGAUUUACGACUAAUUGUUUAGUCUGUUGGCCGCCGUUAACGGACUUAGACGUGUUAAACAAAUACUCCCCGCUAUUAAGUGACUCAAAGGAUAUGUUUUUUGUUUGUUAAUAAAAUUCUUCUCGGUAGAGUUUUUUAUUAAGAGAAUGUGCUAAAAAAAUUAAAGUUUCGAAAGUAUAUACUAGUGUUCAGUAGAAAUCAAUUUACAUUGGAUUGAUGGUCACAAACUAGUGGCUGUGAACUCAAUAUGGCAGAAGAGAAUGAAAAUAAAGGCGGAAAUGACGCUAAUAGCGCCGGCUCCAGUGAUACAACUAAUAUUAACGAUGUCAACGAAAUAAAGGAUGUAACUAAUGAAACCGAUGCAACUGAGAAUAAUGACGCAACUGAUGUUAGUGCUCUAAAAGAAAGAAGUAUGGUACCAGUGGAAGAGAAGACUGCAAAGAGUGAUGACCUCAUUGAGAAAUCAAGUGAAGAUAAUACACUAACCGACCCUAAGAAUGUGUCUGAAGCUGAAGGGCAAGUUAAGAAACUUCCUUAUCCCAAGUCCAUAUUCUUCAUUAUAAGCAACGAAUUCUGUGAACGUUUCAAUUACUAUGGCAUGCGAACUGUCCUUGUACUCUAUUUGAGUCGACAACUUGACUACAGUGAUGAUGCUGCCACCAUUAUUUUCCAUAUAUUCACAAUGGCCGUUUAUUUCCUUUGCGUUUUGGGUGCUAUCAUAUCAGACAGUUGGCUUGGCAAAUUUAAAACGAUUAUGUAUCUCUCGAUGGUGUAUGUUUGUGGAUCGGUAAUGGUUGCUUUGGGUGCAAUGCCGCCUUUGCAUUUACCAGGCGUAACGUUUACGAUGAUCGGUUUAACGUUAAUCGCUCUGGGUUCUGGAGGCAUAAAACCGUGUGUAUCUGCUUUUGGUGGAGAUCAGUUUAAGCUACCCGAACAAGUUAAGCAGAUGACAACGUUUUUCUCUUUGUUCUAUUUCACAAUCAAUUCGGGAUCAUUGAUUUCUACAAGUGUUACACCCAUCCUGCGUGAAGAUGUACAUUGUUUUGGUGAGAAGGAAUGUUAUUCAUUGGCAUUUGGCGUACCAGCGAUUUUGAUGAUUGUGUCAAUAAUUGUAUUUGUGCUUGGCAGACCUUUGUAUAAGAGCAAACCACCAGCAGGCAAUAUGGUUGUUUUGGUCAGCAAAACAAUUGGAAAUGCUAUUUCCACAAAAUGGAAGGAGAAGAAAACUAACCCACGUGAACACUGGCUAGACUAUGCUGACAAGAAAUACGAUAGACAACUUAUCGAAGAUGUGAAGGUUUUAAUGCGUGUUUUGGUAUUGUAUUUGCCUUUACCGGUUUUCUGGGCCCUCUUCGAUCAGCAAGGCUCUCGUUGGACUUUCCAAGCAACGCGUAUGAACGGUGAUAUGGGCUCAUGGGAUAUAAAACCUGAUCAAGUGCAAGUGCUUAAUCCUUUGUUAAUUUUGGUUUUCAUUCCGCUUUAUGAUGUUGCAUUCUAUCCAGCAUUGCGAUUAAUUGGGGUCAGUAGACCAUUGCAAAAACUGACUUUAGGAGGAAUCUUAGCUGGCGUUGCGUUCAUUAUAUCAGCUGUAGUCGAACUUAAUCUGGAGAAUACCUAUCCUGUUCUUCCUAUGCAGAAUAAUGCACAAUUACGUAUUUAUAACGGCAAUUCUUGCAAUUACACUAUUACUACUAACAUACCAGGUCUAAAUAGUUUUGAUCUAAAAGAACGAAAUGUUUAUACAAAUAAGGAUAUAACUGUUAACGGUGUUUUUAAUAUCGAUUUUAAGAUUGAAUCAACCGAUGAUGGUUGCCAAUCCUACACAAAUCAACAAUAUGCCAUGAAGGACAAGAAAGCUUAUUAUUUAUUUUUAGGAAAUAGGAAUAUAUCAACUCCCUUACAUUGGGGCGAGGAUUUUGUAGAGAAACCAUCGAAAGGAAGUCCUUUAGCGCGUACUUUUGCAAACGUAGCCGAGGGCAGUCGAAUUACAUGGAAAACAGCAAAAAAAGAAACUGUUGAACAUCAAGAAGAUGCUUACCAGCAUAACAUAACAGAAUUUAGUAAAGGAGAGUAUAAAGUUCUUGUUGGGGAUAAGGAAAUCUUUCAGACAAGUUUGGAAUUGGGUGGUGUAUAUACCAUUUUAACAACUCAAACGGCAGAUGGCUCAUUCCAAUCAGAAUUAAUUGAAGUGACAGAACCAAAUUCCGUAAACAUUUUGUGGCUUAUACCACAAUAUGUGGUACUUACUUUGGGCGAAGUUAUGUUCUCUGUGACGGGACUUGAAUUUUCUUACUCACAAUCACCAAUUUCAAUGAAAUCUGUACUGCAGGCUUGUUGGUUACUAACAGUUGCAUUUGGUAAUGUUAUUGUAAUUAUUAUAGCCGAAUUGUCUUUGUUCGAUUCACAAGCAAAUGAAUUCUUCCUUUUCGCGGGACUUAUGUUUGUUGAUAUGAUUGUGUUCAUGUUUUUGGCGUACCGAUAUGUGCCAAAUGAUCCUAUGAAGAACGAAGAAACUGAACCAUUGACUAAGGCAAAUCACGAAAUACAGCCACUGGAGGGCGUCGAUAAUAAAGCCAAAGAGACCGAUGAUUAACAUUGGUUAUAGAUUCUAAGUAAAAUAUUUUAUUGUAUAUAUAUAAUAUAAGAAGGAACUUGAUAUUUUUCAUAGUACAUGUAAUAAUUUAUAUCAUUUUGCGUACUUAAAUAGCUAAGCAUCAUGUGUCUUUGUUAUGACAACAUAAUAAAUAUAAAUCUUAAUGAUAAUUAAAAGAG
Molecule: messenger RNA, 3135 nt
Organism: Teleopsis dalmanni
Lineage: Eukaryota; Metazoa; Arthropoda; Insecta; Diptera; Diopsidae
Product: peptide transporter family 1
Exons: 8
Coding region: 611-2956 (781 amino acids)
Biological process (GO): oligopeptide transport; transmembrane transport
Cellular component (GO): membrane
Molecular function (GO): dipeptide transmembrane transporter activity
Source: RefSeq, a predicted model, not a curated record